AUGAGUAGCUGCCCCAAUCUAACAGCUUUGCCAGAAUGGUUUGAGGAUAUUGAUUCUCUUAGAUCUGUGACCAUACAUGAUUGUCCUAAUUUAAAAAUGUUGCCAUUGGGUUUCAAGCUUCUCACUAAACUCCAGCAUCUGUCUAUUCAAGAAUGUCCUGAGCUUGAGGAAAGAUGUAGAUGCGGUAGUGGUGAGGAUUGGUCGAAAAUAGCCCAUGUCCCGCAUAAGUACAUUGAAUCGUCUCAGGUCAGGCAGUUUGGCGAAGUGAGCACAUCGAGAAGCUCUUUUGUCCAAGCGUUUUCUCGGGCCGCAGGGGUUGGAUGUUUAGGGGAGGGAGAUAGUGGCCAUACGGGAAGAAUGGGUUUGUGGAGCAACAUUAGCAAUGUGAUGGAAGAUACUAGAUGGUUGGUGGUCGACAUGUAUGUGACGGAUGUUCUGUAUCAACCUCGAAAGGGCAGCGGUGUGGCACAUGCUCUUACUCAAUUUGGCUUGAAGAAGGCUCCAGUUUCGUUUGAAUGGCACCUUGAUUUUCCUCCUUGUGGGGAUUUUUUCUCCUUCAUCGCAAUUCAAGUCAUUGUUGUUUAG
Messenger RNA from Prunus armeniaca (apricot), 585 nucleotides. NCBI's taxonomy places the organism in Eukaryota, Viridiplantae, Streptophyta, Magnoliopsida, Rosales, Rosaceae. The record is from the annotation of a GenBank genome assembly.